UUUCACACUCAGUCACAAAUCAGCGCCUGGACGGAUCCAGCAGCAGCAGCACCCAGCCUGCAGUCAGCCUGCAGUCAGACCCGAUCGCCCCGCCAGGCUCCGAUAGGACCGGGAUCUGUCUUCUCCAUCGAUCCGACUGAGGAUGUGGAAAUAGAGACUGAGUCUGAGCCCCACAGGUGCCUCCCAGCAUGGACAGGAUAGGGGUCUCCUUCCUGGACCCCCUGGAGGACUACGAGCUCAUCCACCGGAUUGGUUGCGGAACCUACGGAGAUGUGUUCAAGGCCCGCAGCAUCAGGACAUCUGAACUGGCAGCGAUUAAAAUCGUCAAACUGGAUCCUGGUGAUGACAUCACAUCCAUCCAGCAGGAGAUCACUAUGAUGAAGGAAUGCAAGCACAAAAACAUAGUGGCCUACUUCGGCAGCUAUCACAGGAACACCAAGCUGUGGAUCUGUAUGGAGUACUGUGGGGGCGGGUCGCUCCAGGACAUGUACCAAGUGACGGGUCCACUGAAAGAGAAACAGAUAGCGUUCGUCUGCAGGGAAACCCUUCAGGGUUUGUAUCACUUGCAUGAAACAGGCAAAAUGCACAGAGACAUAAAGGGAGCCAACAUCCUUUUGACUGAACGAGGUGACGUCAAGCUGGCUGACUUUGGAGUGGCAGCAGAAAUCAGCGCUUCAGUGGCCAAAAGAAAGUCUUUUAUUGGAACUCCUUACUGGAUGGCUCCAGAGGUGGCUGCAGUGGAGAAGAAGGGCGGCUACAACCACUUGUGUGAUAUCUGGGCUGUCGGCAUCACUGCCAUCGAGUUGGCCGAGCUCCAGCCGCCCAUGUUUGACCUCCACCCAAUGAGAGCACUGAUGCUGAUGUCCAAGAGCAGUUUCCAGCCUCCAAAACUGAAGGAUAAAACCAAGUGGUCUGCAGGUUUCCACAGCUUUGUGAAGAUGGCGCUCAAUAAAAACCCCCGUAAAAGACCCUCAGCGGAGACACUGCUGCAGCAUCCAUUUGUGACCCAGCUGCUGACCCGGAACCUGAUCAUUGAGCUGCUGGACAUGGCCAACAACCCAGAGCUCCACAGCGCUCUGACUCACAGCAUCGAUGACGGCGAGCUGGAGAUCGGGGAAAUGUCUCCAGACAAGAUUCAGUCUGCAGGAAAACAUCUGUCUGUAGAGAGGACCCUGUCUGAAGAACAAUUUGACCAAAUAAAGUUUGGACGUCCACUGAGAAAAGUCACAGAGCCUUAUCCUGACUUGGGCUCCUAUGAUGAUUGGAGCAUGUCUGGAGAUGAAGAUAACUCACCGAGCCUGUUGGAAUGUGUGGAACAAGCCCUGCAGAUGAGGAGUUUAACGAUUGCAAGAGCGCCAUCUGCUGAUGGAGGUAGGAAGAGCGGUUUGUUCAGUCCGACGGCCUCACUGCCGGCCUUCAGCUCUUUAACUUCCAACACAGAAGACAGAGACCUGACCCUGAGACCGACCUGCACGCUCGGCCCUGACGCCGCCAUCACAGCCGACUCAGGCUCUGCAGCAGUCUUGUCCAGGUGUUCUGCCACACAGGACAUCAGUCAGCGCUGCAGUGACCCAUGUUUGCCAUCCCAACACUCUGCGGUAGCAGAGAAAAUGAUGGUUUCCUCCCCCAAAAGAGAGACGCCGCUGUCCCCAGAGUGGAGCACGCUGCGGAAAAAGCCAGAGGACUCAAGAGCUGGUUGUCAUGGGCUUCCUCCCACCCCUCAAGUCCAUAUGGGAGCCUGCUUUACGAAAGUCUUCAACGGCUGUCCUCUAAAGAUCCACUGUGCUGCUACCUGGAUCUUACCCAAAACAAAAGACCAAUACCUGAUUCUUGGAGCAGAGGAAGGAAUUUACACAUUGAACCUCAAUGAGCUUCACGAGGACACACUAGAAAAGCUGCUCCCUCAGCGAUGUACGUGGCUCUAUGUCAUGAAUAAUGUGCUGAUGUCUGUGUCAGGAAAGUCGUCGCAGCUUUAUUCCCACAGCCUAACGGCUCUGUUUGAACAGAAAGGACAUCUACAAAAAAAACACGGCAGCUUGUCUCUCAGCACCAAUCGCUUCACUGAGAGGAUCAUUCCCAGAAAGUUUGCCAUAUCUGUGAAAAUUCCAGACACUAAAGGCUGUCGGAGAUGUAGUGUGGCGAGAAACCCCUACACAGAGAGUACCUUCCUGUGUGGGGCGGUUCCCUCCGGCCUGGUGCUGCUGCUGUGGUAUGAGCCUCUCCAGAAGUUUAUGCAUCUAAAGCACAUACCAGUGCGACUACCAGAGUCUCUGCCAAUAUUUGAGCUUCUGGUUCUGGUAACAGAUGAGUUUCCCCAGCUGUGUGUGGGGGUGAGAGACUGUAAAAAUGAGGAGAGUCCAACCAGCCAGCAGCUCAAGUUUGAUAUAAUCGAGCUGAAUGCUCCUCCUGCUUCAGUGCCAGAUGGUGGCGCCCUCAGAGCUGUACAAGUAACCCAGCUGGACAGAGACACAGUUCUGAUCACGACUGAAAAAGCAGUACAGAUAGUGGACCUGAAAGGGCUUCCAUCCAAAGAGCUAGCAGCUGAGAUCAUGUUUGACUUUCCAAUUGAAACACUAGUCUGUUUACAGGACAGUGUGCUGGCUUUCUGGAAGCAUGGCCUUAAAGGAAGGAGUUUCCAUUCGGAUGAGGUAACACAAGAAAUCACAGAUGAGAGCCGAGUUUUCCGAGUUUUGGGAACAAACAGAGACAUCAUCCUUCAGAGUACGCCCACAGACGACCCCUCAGCGCUGAGCAACUUGUACAUCUUGACUGGUCAUGAAAGCAGCUACUGAGCUGGAAAACAGGUUGAUUUCUUAAAGAACCAGGAUGUUCUACCUGCUCAAGUUUAAGAAGCGAUUCCCUUUGCACUGAAGGCGGAGAAGACCUUAGCACCAUCGGCCCACAGCAGACUCCUACUGGCAGUUUCUGCAGGGACACAGCUCCCAUCCCACAUCAAGAGGCAUGUUGCCAAGAAACGGUUGUACAACUCGUCAGUUUGUUUAAGGAAUGGCGCAUUUAAAGCGGCAUCAGCAAAGACUGUGAUCUAUCUUGCCAACUGUAGUCAUAACCCAACAGGGGGAAAUGGAACCUUACACCAGAAACCUGGGUUGGAUAUUUUCAGUCCCCCCUUUAGACACUGUGACCUACAAUCUCCUGUUAUUUGUAACAAGAGAGUUUAGUUGUAUGAUGAAUUGGCACUUUAUCCAGAGAGUGAAGAAAACAUUUGCGCCUUUAUCAGAGAAAUGCUAAACAAAUGGUGCAGUCUAUGGUUCUGCUUCCUAUGUAAAACUGAAAUGGACCUCAGUGUCUCCAUGUCAGACCAAAAAUAACUGCAAUGAUUCAGUAUUUCUCAGUUUUAAUGUGUUCCUUCUAUAUGCUGACAUUUUUAUUGAAGGGCUUAAUUGAAUCAGCGUUUGUCCACAAUCCUAACAACCUAAUGUGUAACAUCAAAAUGUUCACUAAAACUAGCCAGUUUCUCAAAGUAACAUUGGUUCAGUUGAGAUAUAAUUUGGUCCACAUGGAAACUAGUGACUGGUAUGCAGAUUAUUUCAUUUAUAAAGAGCUGGGAUAACUAGAGAAGAACCAGAGGGUGUUGACGCUGUCAGCAGGGAUGGAGUGAUGAGGCUACAAACUGUUUCACUCUCUCUCUCAAGUUCUCUCUUUUCUUUCACAAGUGGAGUGUUGCGGAUUUUUGCUUUAACGCUCCAUUAGAUAUAUAUCAAAGUUUAUUAGAAAAUGCUUUGAGUUUAUUUCAAUUCGAACAUGGAGAUAGAAAAGAAUGGAAGAAAGGUAGCAGAAAAGGAAGAGUAGAGGAGAGGAGAGAAAGAAGCUUGGAAAGAAUACAAAACAAAACCCUAGAAGUCUGUUUCUAUAACUGAGUCCAUGUUUCCUGACCUGUUAUGUCCAGAUUAGAAAAGAGGUCCUAACUUGGUGCGUAACAGAUUCUGGCCAUGCCCAUCAUGUUAUCAAAAUGAAAACCUGCUGUUGACUCAUUGGCAGACUUUAACACCUUUAAAGUUGCCAUCAACAGUGCCCUGUUAACUUUAAGACAACAAAUAAAGAAAAGUGCCAAAGUACUACGCCAUAUCCUGCUGCACAAGCAUUUCGUAUAAUUUUAUCAGAUUGAAGUCUUUCGUGGAUAUAAACGCCUGCAGUGGAGUUCUUUGUCGCAUGGUCAGAGUCAGCUUGAGAGGCAGAGCUCCAUCAGGUCAGAGGUCAACUGCUGCUGCCUUUCGUUGAAAGAGGUUAGUCCAGGUGGUUUGGACAUCUGAGCCUCUUGGCGCCUUUCUCUGAAUGAACCUCUUUAGUAUCAUAAACUUCAUGCUCCAUCUUUUCUGAAUAAUUAUGCAAAGACCAAACAUACUUUUAUCCAGAUUGAUGAGCAGCAGUAGUUACUUAUUUGUAUUUUCAUACUUUGAUGUUUUAGAGCAGCAAACUGAUAAAAUAUCAGUUUUUUAUCUGAUAUAAAACUGAUAUAUAUCAGUUAUAUAUAAAACUGAUAUAUAUAUAUAUGUUUUAUCUAUAUUAUAUAUUUAAAACGAUUUGCAAGGGACCAGAUGAGCAGAAAUGAAGGGAACCGACUUCUUAAUACAGAUGUGCAUUUAUUUUGAUUAAAGUACUGUUGAUAGAAAGAACAAUUCAGGUGUACUAAAAGUCUCAAUUCCACUACAUUGCAGUUGUCUGUGAUUGUGUAUAAUGAUAUUUAUGUUAUUUAUACUGUAAGCUGUAUUAAUAACUCCCCCUUUUUUCUGAGACACAUUGGGAGACAGUAUGCAUUCCAGUUUGAAUUUUUUUUAUGUUUUGCUCUAUAUAUGUAUAUAACAACUGAGAAUGCAUUUCUAAUUUUAAAUAAUUUUUAAUAUGAAAAAAAUUAAAGAUUUUAAUGUCCUCUA
Messenger RNA from Poeciliopsis prolifica (blackstripe livebearer), 4892 nucleotides. RefSeq names its product mitogen-activated protein kinase kinase kinase kinase 2 (gene map4k2). The coding region runs from base 189 to 2792 and encodes 867 amino acids. The transcript is spliced from 32 exons. The record is from RefSeq and is a predicted model, not a curated record. Gene Ontology annotation, molecular function: ATP binding; MAP kinase kinase kinase kinase activity. Lineage: Eukaryota; Metazoa; Chordata; Actinopteri; Cyprinodontiformes; Poeciliidae. Gene Ontology annotation, biological process: protein phosphorylation.